This is a messenger RNA of Caenorhabditis remanei, 939 nucleotides long. RefSeq lists its product as uncharacterized. Lineage: Eukaryota; Metazoa; Nematoda; Chromadorea; Rhabditida; Rhabditidae. Gene Ontology annotation, biological process: innate immune response. The coding region runs from base 1 to 939 and encodes 312 amino acids. The transcript is spliced from 3 exons. The record is from RefSeq and is a predicted model, not a curated record. Gene Ontology annotation, molecular function: protein binding.
AUGUCACCGUCUUUUUUGGAAAUUCCUGAUCUUCCUAUGGAAAUGAUAAUGAAUUACUUGGACUAUCUUGCAAUUCGAUCGGUUAGCAAAACUUGUUGGGACCUGCGGAACUUUAUUGAUAACAAUAAACCGGGAAUCGGCAUGAAACAAGUUAGCAUUAUUCAAACGUCCGAUACAGCAGUCGGACUGGGGAUCAGUCUACCUACCUUCAGGCUUCCAGAAGACGCAUAUAUCUACUUAAGUUAUGAAAAACAUGAAAAUGGAUGCAGAAUUACGGGUCCAACAAGUGAUGGAUACAAAAAUAAGAUUGUGGAAAACUUGAACUUUCUGGAUGCCGUUCUUCAUGAUUUCAAAAUUGCAAUAAACUCUCAAAAAUUAAUAUUUGAGAAGGUCAUUGUGACUGUAAACACGUUUUUUGAAAAGUUUGAAGAAAUGAUGAAGUUACAAAAACCAUUCGCGACUGAAUCUAUGGAAAUUCACGCGGAUUCUCUGGAACACGCCCGUCAAAUCAUGCAUCAUGCGGACCCAACAUAUCUCAAUUUCAUCGACAUCCAUCCGCCUGAGGUCAUCAACAUUAUUGAGACUGUGAAACUAGAAUCGUUGAAAAACAUUCAAAACUUCUUUCAUUUUGCUACUGCUUCCAUUCAUUUUGAGAAUCUAGACGUGGAGACUAUUCGAGCAAUAAAAGAGAAUUUUCUUCAAUUCCAUGAGUACGAUAAGUACUUGCGCGUGCUCAAUAAAUCCAAUGUCAAAGAAAACUUGUUCAUCGACGCUUUUGGAACAGCUUCCGAGCGGUCUGGAGAGACUGAACAAAAUUGGUUUUUUAAUGUACCCGACAAUAAUGAAAAAGUUCUUAAGGUGUUGAUCAAAUGGAGAUAUUUUGAGUUUCAGUUUGUAGAAAAAUGUGAGGUUCCAGAAGGUUCCGUGAUUCUUGAUUGA